Molecule: messenger RNA, 6754 nt
Organism: Herpailurus yagouaroundi (jaguarundi)
Lineage: Eukaryota; Metazoa; Chordata; Mammalia; Carnivora; Felidae
Gene: IL36B
Product: interleukin 36 beta
Exons: 5
Coding region: 5887-6363 (158 amino acids)
Biological process (GO): cytokine-mediated signaling pathway; inflammatory response to antigenic stimulus; cellular response to lipopolysaccharide
Molecular function (GO): cytokine activity; interleukin-1 receptor binding
Source: RefSeq, a predicted model, not a curated record
CAACUGACUGAGCCACCCAGGUGCCUGAGACAUUAUCUUUUUUACCAGGCAGAUGGCAUUUGCAUCCCUACUAUACAAAAAUCAUGUGCUCUUUAUCUAUUUGCUAAAGUUAAUAGAAGUAGUAAGUCAAACAAAAUAUAUUUAUAGAGAGUUAGAUAAACUUUGGGUGGUCCUGUUAGACAAUGCUCUGGUAUGACAUUGGAAAGGCACACAAUAAUCCUUUCGCCUUUUUCAGAAUUUGGAUAACUUCUCUGAAUGAUAUAAUUUUCCUUCAGCCUUUUCUUUUUAGGGGUAAGGAAUGUGGGGGGAGGUACAUGGAGUGGAAGCGACUUGCAGUGACCAUUAGUAGUAGGUUUGGAAAUGUGAUACUCUUGAUUUCAAUUUCCAUCUCCUGGUGUUGGGGUGUUAUGAAGCACUGUUUGAGAAAUUAGCAACAAUUACCCAAAGCAAGACAGCAGAAUAAAGUAUGAUCCCCCUUGUUCCCAUCAUUGGGGCUGUCUAGCAGGGUGUCAGCAGAUGACCCACCCAGGGUGGAACAUUCCUGGCCACCUAAACAUUGUUAUGUAAUGGUGUAAGUGCUGAAAUAUAUUGUGUAUCUAUAUUUCUCAAACUUGAAGUAAUAUCAGAAUCAUCCGGGGUCUGAACUACAAGCUCAGGUGUUUGGGCUCACUCUGGACCCAGUAAAUUAAAACCUAUUCCCUGCAUAAUUCCUACUUAGUAGGUUUAGAGCAGGGCUGAAGAAUCAAUAUUUUACUAAUGACCUUAGGGAAUAGAAUGCACUCCCACUGUUCACAUGCCCACAGGGCAGCUGAAGACAAAGCCUGGCUAAGGUCAACUAGCAGAGUGAUUUUAUUUGCUUGGGUAGCCAGUGACUCUUCUGUGGUUGAUGCCUUCUGACGGACAUUAACAAAAAAAUACAAACAUCUUCGCAUUUUGUGCGCAUUCCCAUAUGUCCAUCCACAUGUCUUUACUCUAUAUCUCUUUAUCUUUUAGUCUUCUGAUCAGUGAGCAGGCAUUGACCACUGCCCAAGAAUCUAUGUGUAUUGUCCUUUUGGGACAUUGUUUUUUUGUUUCGUUUUUUGGGGACAUUUUGUAUUUUGUUUUGUUGUCUACUUGUGUGUUCUUGCAGUUCACUGAAUUUCUUUAAGAGGGUUAUUCAGAGUUCUUUGUCAGACCAUUUUUCUCCAUUUCUUUAGGGUCAGUCAUUGGAACUAUAUUAACUUUCCUUGGCGAUAUCAUGUUUCCUUGAUUAUUUGUGAUCCUUGUGGCCUUUAUUGGUGUCUGUGCAUUUAAGGAAGUAGGCACUUCUUUCAGUCUUGGCAGGCUGGCUUUGGAAGGGAAAGCCCUAUACCAGGCAGCUUGUCCAAAGAUUCUGCGUGGGCUUGUUCUGAAGUCCUCAGACAGGCAGGUCUGGUGCCUGGAUCAGCAGGUGGGUAGACCUGGUGCUUGGGUCCAUAGGGGCCGGUUGGUGUCUGGGUUCACUGGGACAGGCCCAGUUCCUGUCUGUGGUGGUGGGCCUGGGACCCGGGUCUAUGUGGAUGGGCCUGGUGUCUGGGUCCAUAGGAGCUGGCCUGGAAGCUGAGACAUGGAGGCCACCCUAGCAGUUGGGCAAGCCUGAGCCUGGGGCCAUGGGAAUCAGCCUGUAGCCUGUAGCUGCAGGGGCCAUGAAGGACCACUCGAACCCAUGGGGGCUGGCUUGGAGGCUAGGGCCCAGGGAAAUGUCUGGAGACUGGAGCUCUAGGGACCAACCUGGUGCUGGAGUGGGCUGGGAGCCUGCAUCCAUGGGAGCCCAUGUGGAGCGUAGGUUUAUGGGGGGGAGCCUGUCUAAAGCCUGAGGCAAUGGGGCUGGCCUGGUGCUAGGGUGAACAGGUGGCCUGGAUCCACAGGAGACUGCUUGGACCUUGGCCAAUGGUAGCAGCGUGGCACAGGGGCAGGCCAGGACCCUCCUUCCAUGGGAACUUAUUUGGGGUCUAGGUCUGUGAAGGCUGGCCUGGGUGCUGAGGCAGGCUGGUAGCCUGGGUCCAUGAGAGUGAGCCUGAUACUAGGGAGGGCCAGGAGUCUGGAUUUGCAGGAAGUUGCCUGGAGCCUGGGUUUGUGGGGGGUCUUCCCAGUGCUGGAGUGGACAGGUAGCCUGGGUUUGUUGGAGCCCACCAGAAAUCUGGGGCAUGGUAACUUGGCCUGGUACCAGAGUAGGCCAAGAGCCUCAGGCCACAGAAGUCAGUCUGGUGCUGGUGUGGGCUGGUGGUGGAGUCUGCUGUGAAGUCAGUUCCUUACUUUACUCUUCUCCUGUGAACUGGAUGUCUCUCUCCAUGCUGGGAUACUCUGGCUUGGGGGAUGGGUGAUGGGAGUAAUAUGAAAUUAUAUUUCCUACCCUUUUUUCAAUGUAUCUUUUCUUAUUUCUGUGCUCCACCCAGAUGCUGUCAUCCCUCACCUGAAAUUCUUAACUCUUGUGAAGGUAUUUUUGUGUAUGGAUAAUUGUUCAAAUUGAUGUUUCUGGGAGGCAAAGAGUGCUAGAAAUUCCUAUACCAUCAGCUUGCUUUACUCUCUAAUUCUCUCCUCUGGUGUGUGUUGUCUGUUGCCAAAUACAAAUUUUGGUUUAUUUUAAUUUUAUUUGUUGUAUUAUAUUGUUCUAGAGAUGCUGUUUAAUGCUUCCAAAUCUGCCACUUUUCAUAGUUUGCUACUCUAGGAAAACAUCCAUGUUUGUCAUUUGCUUCUUAAAUAUGGUUAGGAUAGUUGUUUUAAGCUCUGUGUAUAAUAAUUAUAAAACCAGAUGUCUCUGUAUGUUUCUACUAUCUUGCUUUGUCUAUUUUUUUGGUUCUUGUUCUUGUGAUCUUGUUUACUUAUAUGCCUGGUGAUCUUCAACUCUUUGUGGCUUGUUGCCUUUGUAAAAUUAUUUAAGUGGCUCUGCCCUCCUCUAGAUGGGUUUUCUCUUUUUGUUUCUGGUGGAAAGCAUUUGGCCUACAUUAAACCAAAUGCAGUUUGAGAGUUCCUGGCUCAAUCAAACUGUGAGCACUCAAAGUGAAAAUCCUCAGGAAGGCAUGUUCAUGGCCACAGCCUUCCAGGAAUUACUUCUUUUCUUUAUAUCUUUCCUUCACCCACUUUGUUCAGUGCCAAGACCAUCUACUUCAUGGGUUCCAGAGAUUGGGUGAAUCUAGAUCUGGUUUGCUUGCCUAGUCCUAGGCAGCCCCUGAGUCCUGAUCUCUCUCUCUCUCUCUCUCUCUCUCUCUCUCUCUCUCUCUCUCGUGCUGGUGUGACUAGAGUAUGGCAUGGGUGCAUGCUAUAGCAGCACAGAACAUAUCGUGGCUUUAAGGCUCCUUUAUUUCAGAUCCUGAUUCUAUAUGUCUGGGAUAAAGCCUGAGAUUCUGCAUUUCUGACAAGCUGCCAGAUGAUGCCAAUGCUGCUCGUCCACAGAUCAUACUUUGAACAUCAAGGAUGUAUAGAACAAGGACUCUUUCAUUUAGUAACUUGGCAAUAUGUGAACAAUAGUCAAAUUGAGUGAUGGGAAUUGUGCUAUAUAAGUUGGGAGAGAUUUAUGGAACCGAGGGGACUAUGUUAGACCAUGACCUGACUAGUGAAGGAUAGAUAUGGAUGGACAAGGGAAUGAAAUCCUAAUUCAGAUCCAGUUUGGGCUACUUGAAGAGAGAAGAAAGGCUAUAUCUCUAGAUUUUAUUCAUAUGGAGUUCUUUUUUUUACAGGGAAAGAGGUUUCCUUCACAUAUUUUGACCCAGGGGCCCUUCUCAGGAUCACCCACCACCUCGGUGGUAAAGGAUGCACCUCCAUUCUAGGGAGACAUAAGUUGAGGUCUUGUGUUAUCUGGUGUCACCAAAGCCCCCAUCACCUCAGCUAAUGGCACUGUGGACUAAGUGUCUAGGCUACACGGAGCUCCAUGUAUUUAUAGGAUUAAAUAAUGAAUCUGAAAGGCUCCACAUCUUAUUAGCUGUGGUCCUGAAUGAAUUUGCAUUAGUAUAUGCAGCAUCCAUAUCAAUGUGUCCUGAAUGUUUGCUUCUUUGUACCUUAUGGCAGGACAUUGAGAUCCUCUCCUCAAGAUUUCCAAGUGGGUCCAGUCCUAUAUAAGGAGCAUGGGGGUGAUGUCAUAGGCUCUGGAAUUUCUUCUUUGAGCAUGGAAAUCAACUCAUGCUAAUGGAUACCUGGGGAAACUCCUCUUCAUAGCCACAGAUUGAUUUUGAAUCCUAGUUUUGACUCAGACAUACCUACUGCACAUUUGAGUAUGAGUGCUUCAUGAUUCCACACUCUUGAGGGAAUGGCCAUGGAGCUACUCAGGACAAGAUCAUAACGACCUUUAUAUCCCACUGUGCAGUGAGAAUCCCUUGGAAGACUAUAUAGUGUGAACUUGAGAGUGUCUUUAUGUGUUAGGUAGGCUGAUAAGGUAGCACAAAUGUCAAGAGCUAGGAUGAUCUACUGGUAGUCAAAGCAAAAAAGCUGGUAGAGACAAAUAGGCUGAUCUGGGGUCUAGCGACAGACAUAGGAGACUCACUAGGCCAGUUGCUACAGGAAGGUGUCAUGUACUGGGGACUUUGCAUACUCUUCUUUAACCAACACAAUAAUCCAGCAAGGUACAAUGCAUUCAUAUAACAGUCAUCUUGGGAUCAGAGAUGUGAAAGGAUUGUGCCAAGGACACAAGUCCAAAAGUUGCAAAGCCUAAUUGUGAACAUACAUCUUUUGAAUACGAGUCUCUGGCUCUUGAAUACUAAACUACUGUCUUAGUCUGUUUUCUCCCUGAGAAACCCUAGCAUUGUUUCAGAAGCUAGGGAGGCUAAGAUAUUAACCCACCAGUCCCUUCCCCCAUUGGUUGAGUUUGCUAUUGAAAUAAAUACCCUUGAGGUGUGAAGCAGACAGGUGCUAGAAACUGCCACAGUGAUGGUGAACUCAGUUGGGCUGAAGGGAUUGGGGCAGGGUAUCUACAGCAUUGUCUAAGCUUUCCUUCAGGGAAAACCUAAUGUGUGUUCCUAACGUGUGUUUGCUAGAUUAGAGCACUGGAGCAUCUGGGAGGCAUACUCCCUGCUCCACUAAUCUAGGUCAGUGACCUGUAGUCCAUGAUGGGCAGGGUGCCCAGGAGCUGGCCUUGCCCAGGGGAGGCUCCCUUGAGUGGAGAAGCAGCAUGCAUACAGGCUCUGAAAAGCUAGAGAAGCAUACACUGGGGUGUUUUUACCUGGUCUGAUAUUGGUAGAGAAUAUGGUGAUUGUGAACCAGGAGUAGUUGCAAGCUACACAGGUCUUAGGGGACCCAUUCCUUCCUUAGUCUACUUCCUACCUUGAACCUACUGGGGGCUUCCACUCCUAGGAAUAACAUUCCAGUGUGUCAUUUUGUGGCAAAAGAAUCCAGUCAUCAGCCCUGGGGCAGUCCCAUAAUGUUUCUUCCCUCAAACUCAGUGUUGAUGACUAUAUUUCCUGGUUGUUGCUCUUAAGAGCUUACUUAGCAUGCCCUACUUUUUCAGGGUGAAUGGGCAAGUCACAGUCAUACUUAGUUGACAUUUACAUAAAGACUCACUGAAUCUCUGCACCAGGAACCAGAAAAUAUUCAGCGUCAGGCAGUCCCAACCCAAGUGAGGUAGAACCUCCUUCCUUCCCUAUGUGUAUAAAAAGCUUGGAACCUGUUGGAUUCAGUCAGAGAACCUAAGUCUGGAAGAAGCCAUAGUCCAUAAUAACAGAUUACAGGUGUAGUCUGAAGCCAUGAAACCUGCUGAUCUUUGAUCUUCUCUUGCUUCUGGGGAGUCCUAGACAGCUUUCCAGAGCCCUUGGAUGCAGCUAGAACCUUUACUUUGGAUCCAGGGGGAAAAGCAUCUCUUGGACAAAGACCUGCUGCUGACAACCUCCUCUCCAUCGUCUGAUUUACCUUGUCUUCUUCACAGGAAGCUCUGAAGCCAACAUGGCCACCCCCCAAGCGGUAGACUAUUCCAGAAUCUUUGGUGUUCAUGAUUCUCUACAGAUGGUGUGGGUCCUGAAUGGAAAUUCUUUAAUAACAACUCCUUUUAACAACAAUGUCAGUCCUGUCAGUCUUGAUUUAAUGACAUGUAUGGACAAAGAAUUCCAUGAUGCAGGAAAAGGCAAUCCAGUUUACUUGGGAAUCAAGAACAACCAUCUUUGUCUUUUCUGUGCAGAAAUUCAGGGCCAGCCAACUUUACAGCUUAAGGAGAAAAAUAUCAUGGAUGUACACAACAAGAAGAAAGCACAGAAGCCUUUUCUCUUUUUCCAUAAUAAGGAGGGCUCCACCUCCACUUUUCAGUCCGUCUCCUACCCUGACUGGUUCAUAGCGACUUCCAAAAUAGCAGGACAGCCUGUCAUUCUCACCAAGGAGAGGGGCAAAGAUUACAUCACUAACUUCUAUCUAGAGCCUCAGGACUAAAUUCAGCCUGGGCUGUGGGUAACUGAUUCCAGGAAAGAGGAUCAAGCAAUCAGAGAAUCUUCCAUUCGGAGACACAGUAGGUCAUCUUCAUAGACUAACAUGCACUGAUGCCCAUCCGUAGCCCCACCUCAUUCUCGUCACCCAAAUUUUGUGCACCAUGUUUCCUCAUAUGAACAUCACCCCAGUAUGAAACCUGAAUCACUUUUUAUUCUUUCCUGAUCUUGUCCCACUAUCCACUUAGUUGCCAAGUCCAGUUAAGUCAACAUCCCAAAUGCUUCUUACGCACACCCCUCUCUAUACCUAUUCCUUCUGACAACCUAUGGCCUAGAGAUGCGAGUUCCAAACACUUUUGUUCAUACAACCCUAUCAAUAAAAGAGUAUUAUUUGUUAA